Molecule: messenger RNA, 930 nt
Organism: Malus domestica (apple)
Lineage: Eukaryota; Viridiplantae; Streptophyta; Magnoliopsida; Rosales; Rosaceae
Source: RefSeq, a predicted model, not a curated record
AUGUGGGAGUCAUGUAGAGUUGUCCCACAAGAAGUCAAGGACGCCGUUCUUCAUGAAUUAUCGCAUCACUAUGAGCUCUCCAACCUCGAUGCCAAUCAAAUGGAGUACAUCAACGACCUUUGCACUGGUAGGUUCACUCAAUGGAAGAGUGACCUCCACAAUCAUUAUGAGCUAUAUGACGGUUUGGAGGUCGCUCUAGAAGUUAGGUGCCCUAUAGAGUUAGUGGACCGUCGGGAUGAAUGGGAGUGGCUUUGCGGCCAUUUUCAAGACCAGAAAUACAUGAAAAAAGUGAAAGCAAACUCGAUCAAUGAGUCGAAGAAGAAACUUCUUCACCGAUCCGGCUCACGAUGCUUCUCCUAUAGGUUGGAGGAGCCAUGUAAGCGUGAUAGAGAAGAGUGUCAUGACCGGAUGAUGAAAGAUUAUUUCAUCGAACGUCCGAGAUAUUCUUCUCAUGAUUUUCGGAGGUGGUUUCGGAUGAGCAAAGAGCUUUUUGAAAGCAUCUUGAACGCAAUUGUCCAUCAUGACCACUACUUUGCAAGGAAGAUAGAUGUUGUAAGCCGACAAAGCCUAUCACAUUAUCAGAAACUCAAAUUUGCAUUUCGGAUGCUAGCUAAUGGGUGCUCUGCAGACUCAACUGACGAGUAUUGCCGACUUGCGAAGAGUACUGCUAUUGAGAACCUGAAGCGCUUCUGUAAGGUAAUUGAAGCCAUAUAUGAAGCCACAUACCUUCGCAAGCCAAAUCGUGAAGACUUGAAGCGGCUUCUAAGCAAGGCAAACAAAAGAGGCUUCCCUGGCAUGAUAAAAAGUCUCGAUUGUAUGCAUUGGGAGCGGAAGAAUUGUCCUACUGCUUGGGCCAACCAAUUCAAGGGUCGUCUCAACAAGCUAACCAUCGUGCUCGAGACUGUGGCGUCUUACAACAUGUGGAUCUAG